ACUCACAAGCUAAAAGAAAACAAAACAUUCUGAAAAACAAGGAACAGAAUAGAAACUCAUCUAAGUAGUUUGUUGUCAUUACUAAUUUGCCUAAUUUUGUUUUGUUGGUUUGUGCCACUUCACAAAUCUUAACUUUCUAAAUGUGCCACUUUAGUAACUGAAUAUAUACAUAUUUGAUAAGAGUGAGCGCCGGACAGACAGCAUGGGGACCAACACCGGUCACGUGAUGACUCUGGCUAACAGUAUCAUCGGCGUGAGUGUGCUGGCGAUGCCGUUCUGCUAUAAGCAGUGUGGGAUCGUGCUAGCCUCCAUCAUGUUGGUCGUCAGCUCUAUUAUGUCCCGUCUGGCGUGCUACUACCUCAUCAAGGCUGCUACACUGGCCAGGAGAAGAAAUUUUGAGUUUCUAGCGUUCCACACUUUCGGGCCGACUGGCAAGUUGACUGUAGAGCUCAGCAUCAUUGGAUUCAUGCUCGGCACCUGCGUGGCAUUCUUUGUAGUGAUGGGAGACCUGGGGCCAGCGAUACUAGGACCUCUGCUGGAUGUAGGGAACCCUUCUUCUAUCAGAGCUUCGGUGCUUAUUGCCAUCGCAAUGCUGGUUGUGUUGCCCCUGGGGUUGCUGAGGAACGUGGACAGUUUGGCAGCCAUCAGUGCAAUCACCAUCGCAUUUUACAUAUGUCUGGUGCUCAAGGUGAUGGGAGAAGCUACUACCCACUUGCUGGCCUGGGACUGGAUGGACAAAGUACAUCUCUGGAGACCUGCAGGACUGUUGCAGUGUAUCCCCAUCUUCUCCAUGGCUCUGUCUUGUCAAACACAGCUGUUUGAGAUUUUUGAUUCGAUACCGAACGCCUCGCUAGACAAGAUGACUGUUAUCGUUGGCUCUGCUGUGAACCUCUGCACUCUCAUGUAUAUGGCAAUGGGUUUCUUUGGCUACGUGGCCUUCUGCACACAGCCUUUCUCAGGUAACCUGAUGUUGAGCUUCUCUCCAACACCUACCAGUGAGGUGAUCAAGAUGGGCUUUGUGUUGAGUAUCGCGGUCAGCUUCCCUCUGGUUAUCUUCCCCUGCAGGGCCAGCCUACACUCCUUGCUGUUCAGGCGGGGCAUCCCUCCACACCAGGAGCUGCUGAGUGUCACCAACCACAUGACAGAGGGCAGGUUCAAAUGUCUGACCUUCGCCAUUGUGGCAGUGUCUCUGGUGACUGGCAUACUGAUACCCAACAUUGAGUUGGUGCUGGGGCUUGUGGGUUCCACCAUCGGAGUGCUCAUCUGCAUCAUGAUGCCAGCCACUCUGUUCCUGUGCCUCACCACCAGGCAGAACAAUGAGCGACUUCUGGCUCAGGUGCUUUGGGUGGGAGGCCUCCUUAUAAUGGUGCUGGGCUCCUACGCCAACCUGUAUGCCACUGAAGAGGCAAUUUCUGGCAACUUGGCUCCGCCGCCCCCGCUGUUGCAGGCCACCAAGGUAAAGAAUGUAGAGCUGGUGCCUCUGGUGACUGUACCUCCAGCCCCACCUCAAGUAGCAGAUGUGAGGAGAGAGCCACCGGUACCUGAGGCACCGGUGGUUAAAGUGGUCAGCGAUACUCCAGCGGUGGUUCAGGAGAUGAAGAGAGGCGAUUCACUGAAUUUAGUGGAACUGCCUGCUAAAGGAAACCAACCAGCUAUAGAACCAAUUGCAAAAGAAAAUGCACCAGUCAUAAUAGAAUCAAUUGUUAAAGGAAAUCCACCAGUUGUAAUAGACAAAUCCAUCAAAGGAAAUCUACCUAAUGUAAUGGAUCCGUCCCUCAAAGAAAAUCCACCGGUUUUAGUGAACCCACCUGGCGAAAGAAAUCCAUCAGUUUUAGUGGUACAACCUGCAAAAGAAAAUCAACCAGUUUUAGUGAAUCCGUCUGUCAAAGAAAAUCAACCUGUUUUAAUGAACUCGUCUGCUAAACGAGGAUCAAUGGUUUUAGAGAAUCAAGAAUCCAAGAAGGAGGGAGUGAUUAACAGUGAUGCCAUCAAAAAAGAAGAUGAUGAAAUUAAAGAGGUUCAAAAACAGGAAAUACUCAAGAAAAAGGAAGAACUAAUUGAGAAGCUGGAAGAAAAUGAACAGAAACAACAGAAGCUGCUUGAGGAACAGAAGAAGAUUCUGGAGGAUAUAAAACUAGAGAAAGAGAAGCUGGUGGAAGAGAACAAGCAGUUGAAGGAAGUAGAUAAAGAAUUACCUGUAAAAAUUGUUAAAAGUGAGAAUUUGAAAGUUCAGAAUGAAGUGGUUGUUGAAGAGAACAAAAAGGAUGCUGUUUUUAAGAAAGUAGAGGACGAUGAAAAGAUUCCAAAAAUAGAAAAUAAUCUAAAUAGUAAUUUAGACCCUGUUAGAGUUAUUGCAGCCAGUAAUAUGGAUAUAGUGAAGAAAAACAUGGCAGACGGUGUUCCACUUCCGAUAGCGGUCAAACACAUAGCUCCCCGUGUCGAGGGAGUAAAGGCCGUUAAAGUCGUGGAUGACAAUGAUGGAGGUGUAGACUCGAAAAUAUUGAGGAGAGAGAUACUCGCAGAGGACGAGGUGAGAGAGAAGCGGGAUCUAACGGUAGAGGAGAGAACAAAAACUGAGGAGGUGUCAGACAUGCGAAAGGCGGCAAAGGAAACGAGAAAUACUGUCCACAAUAAUGAUGAUGUACAGAAAACAGACGAGGGAGUAGAACAGUGUGGUGAUAAAGAUAAACCUUCCGAAAAGAAACUGCCAGAUGAUUCAAAACCCCAGGAGGAGAAAGUGGAGAUUGCAACAGACUCCAUAAUCAAGAGUCCUUUGUAUUUGUCCGAUCCAAAGCUGGUCCUUCCAGGAGAGAAACUACAGCCAGGGCGUGCGAUGGACGCAGAAAUCGCAAAGCCGAUGAAGAGAGACCUGAAGUCACUGGACACGACACAACAGAAAAUGACAAAAGAUUCAGUGACUUAGUUUGUUUGGUUUAAAUCACUUGAGUUACCUAUCCGAUAUUCUGGCUGUGUACGCUGUCUGUUCUCACCAAAGAGAAAGUUUCCUACAUUCACUAAUUUUUUUUUUUCAUUCCUCUAAAUCUGGGUUUCUCUGUUGAAUAACUUGUUAUUAAUGUAGUGUUUGAUUAUUUAUUACUUUUUUACACUUUAUUUAAUAUGGUCUAUAGGUGAAAUCAACUAUGUAUUUAUUGUAGUUUAGUGUUUCUAUUUAUAAUGUUAGUUGUAUGUUCUGUACCUUAGUUAUUGUCUAUUAAAAUACAGGGUGUUGUACAAUAAUGUGCUGGUACUACAGGAUCUCACUCUGUUUGUGAAAAUAAAGAAAUAAACAUGUUUAGAUCCAAAAUUGCUUUGUUAGUGUUAGGUUGGAAAUCGAUUUUAUCCCCUUGGACAAAUUAGAUGAUACUAGAUGUAAUUUAAUUGAAUAUUAUAGGUAUAUCUAAUAUUGACCUACAAUAUAUUGUAUAAAGUGUAUGCCAGAAGUGUUAUUUAUAAAGUUUCAUUUAAGAAAAAUGACAAUACUUGAAAUAAAAAUCGUAACUUUUAAUCUUCUUAAACAACUUUGUUAGCUCUUGAACAAACAAGUAGCUUACAAGUAUUCAGUUAAAUUUACUGGGAGUUUAAUUCUGUUGACAAUUUUGUAUGAAUACAGUACACUUAAAUAAUGUUAUUAAUUGUUACAUGUUAGAUUAUCAAAUAAAUAAAGUUAUGUGAAGUAGUACCAUUGUACUGUAAUAGAUUUAUAUUAAAUUAAAUUUGUUUGGAACAACAAUAACAAAUGUCUGUAAUUAUGUUUAUUUUACAUUCAUCCAUCGUCAAUAAAGAACUGUAAACACAGAAAGUCGUUUGGGAAAGUCUUACGUAGUAAAACAAGUCAUUGUACUUUAUAGGUGUAAUUGUGUUCAAAAUAUAACUUUUGACAGCUUUUGUACAAUUUUAUAGACACACUAUGGAUAGAUGUUUAUUUGCAAAUUGACGCUGCUGGCAAACAUGGUUGUAGUGUUCCAAUAAUUACAAUGUUUAUAUUUGAUUGAGUAAUGACUUUUGAAAUUUAUUAAAGUUGAAUUUUCAGAUUAAAAUCAACUGAACUAUCAAAUUUUUUUAAAUUUGGAUUCAUCAAACCUUACCUAUUUCCGGAGGUUGGAGUUAAAUUAUUUUAUCAACUAAAACUGUUGAAUAUAGCUAUUUUUAUACCUAUGUUAAACAAACUUGUGUCUUUGUUUUUGCACACAGAAUGAAAACCAGAAGUAUUUUCACUUUGUUAUGGAAUACCCUGUAUACAAUGAAAUUAUAUUUCCAGCUUUGUUAGUUCUUGCACCAAUACAAUACGAAAAACCUAUGAGCUUAAAAUCAAUAACUUUUGUGACAUGUAAUUGAUGAUAUGUAAACUUAAAUAAAAGAAUUACUUUUACAACUAUAUUCUUAUAAUUAAACUUAAAAAUUGAAUGCCACACACAAUCACAGUUAACCCUUUGAGGUAGAGUCAAGAGUUGGCUGCAUGGUGGGGUCUGGAUGCUGGGUCUGAAGUCUAUUUAUUAUCUGUAUUUGACUUGCGCUGUUUCUAAGUUCUAUGCAAUUCUCUUUGGAUAUUCUGUACUGAUAUUAUUUUUGUGUCUGUAUGGUUGUUAGCUAAACAGCUGUAAAGAACAAAAUUGUUAUGUUGAGUAUAUUAAAAUCGUUUUAUCCAUUGUCUGCGAAUUUGCAAUUUAUUUUGUUUGUGAGAAUGAGAGUAUCUUUAUUUUACAAUCUUCAAGAUUGAAAAUGGUGUCACUUGAUACAAUGUAAUUAUAAUAAUAAUUCCAGUCCAGAACUUGCUUUACAUGGUAAAAUUUGGUCAAUCCAGAAACUCACUUAUGGUGUAGAAAGUCGUUGGAGCAACUAGACUUGAUGAUUUCUUUAAGUUGACCGGGUUAGCUCUGUUGAGUAUAUCAGGAAGGACAUUAAAAAACUAGACUCCAGCGUAUGAAGGCUUCGAUUGGUACCGACGACUGGUGAAUCGACACAGCAAAGUUCCUUGCAUUUCUCGUCUGGUAGGCCUGAGUAUCCAUCUGGCUCUACAAUUAUCUUGAGGAUGCAAGGCAGAUCACUUCCAGCAUAUAGACGUAGGUAACUGUUGAGAUUUCCAAUUCUUUAGAAGCACCUCUGCAGAUUCCCCUCCAGUCUUCUGAUUAUCCUUUUUUAAGUGAUCAGAACACGCUUCAGGUUGUCAAUCACCGUAACACCCUACAAAGACGAUGGCACUCUUACAGGGAGUUGUAAGCUGUUCUCACCGUAUCCUCUGUGCCAACAUGCUUAACUGUUCUAAUUACAAAGAAGGCGCUGAAAACAACACUCAGGUGUUCCAUUGUAUUUACAGUGUCAAAAUUGGGAAAUGCUGACAGUCUUUCUUUUGUGCUGCUUAAGGCAAUUUCUUUUGUUUUUGAUUAGUUAAAAACAAGGUCAUUUGCUGUGCAGCUCCCAACAUUUAAUGCGAUGUAUGACUACAUCAAGUGCCUCUUUAGUCUUCCCAGAAAUCAAAAGAACUGGGGAACAGUGAAGAUAAUAUGAAUAUCGAUGAAAUAAUUCCUGGGUUUGUCUUAUCAACUAUUUUUAGUCACUAUCAUUAUCAUAAACCCAGACGUGAGAUAGUCUUCUCCACUCUAGUGCUUGCUGGUGAAACUCGAUUGAUAUGAUAAAUUGUGAUUAGAUAGUAAUUUUGAAUGUGAUUGAAAUAACCAAUUAAUGGUGCCAGUCAUGACAAUAUUAUAACUCGUUAUUUAAACUUUAUCAAGACCAAAAUUACUUUUCAGUGACAAUAUGGAAUUUGUUAGUAUGCAAUAAAUGGUAGAGAAAAUUAUGAUGACUUUUAAAAAACAUUACAUUUUUGGUGUAGGCGAGCUUUAUGUUUGUAUAUAAAUAAAUUGAAACAGUGCCAUCCUUCUUCUUUCUUAGAUCUGACAAAGGGGAAAAACAAUACAUGUAUUUUAUUUAAGAUUGUUUACUUUUCCUGUAUAAUAUGUGAACAAAUAACAUUUUACGACGGGUAUAAUGAAUUCAAUUUAGUAUAGUAAGUAUAGUGACAGUUUUACUCAAAAUGGUGCAAAUUUUCUCUGUCGCUUAUCAAAAAUCGAUAUAACAAUAAUCAAAAUCCGUAAUAAGCUAUAUCUAUAGUCUGAGCAGGGUUUUAAAUAAUUACUACCUCAAUGGGUUAAUAUAUCAUUAUUACUAUACAAAUAUGCAGUAAGCAUUACAAUGUAUGAAUAAAUGUAAUAUGCUUUGCAAACACACAAAAAUGGCAAGUUACAGAUAACUUGUAACCUGGAAGUGUCCAAUAGAAAUCUUCAAAUACCAGUUUUGAAAAUUUGUAAAAAAAUAUUCUUAAGUUGAACACUUACUAUUAGUAUAAAAAAAUUGUAAUUGUCUUUCAGUAGUUUCUGAAAAUUCAAUUUAAAUCUGAAAAGUUUACAUAAAAGUAACCAAAUGUUAGGUGUACACAACAAUAACAAAAGCUAAGUACCUAUAGCAAAUUAAUUGUAAAAAUAUACAUUUAAUUCAAGUAACUUUGAAACUUAUAGCUUUUUGCUGUUGUUAGUUAAUUCAGUAAUACAAUAUCUUAUUUGAUAUAACAUUCUAUUUUCAUCACAGAAAUAUGUUAUACAGAGAUAAAACUACGAGUAAUAAACUAUUUUGCCUUGUAAUUGCCAAAAAAAUACAAUUGGAUUGCGGUAAAUUCAGAUAGACCUUCAUUUGAUGUAACCGAAAACAGUAAAACAAGUAACUGGUAAAUUCUUUGUUUGAAGUUUGUUAUUAGCAAUGGACGUUUUAAAAGAUAAUAGAAUUUCUGACAUUUGCCGUCAUUAUAUGGUACAAAAUGUAUGUACUCAGAUUAUUACACUUGAGGGAAGAGGGUAGAUUUCAAUUCUUGAAACCUGGUGUUAUAUGUUGUGACAUGUAAAGAUAGCAAAUGUUAGAAAUCCUAUUAACUGGUGUUACAGGUCUUUUUUAUCAUUUUUAUCAUGUUUUAACAAAUUGAAAAUUACUAGUUCAUCAUAAAAAGAGAUAGAGACUUUCAAGGUUAAUAAAAGAGAAAUUAUUAAUGUUAAAUAUAUUUAUGUACUGUGCUAUUAAAAAAAUGUAAAUGUAAUUUCCAGAAUGUUACCCAAACACAUAAAUUGUCUAAAAUAGGUAUUACAUUUUUCAUAUAGUCUUUACAUUUUUAAAUGGCAAAAAUGUGUGUGUAAUACUUGUGUUGUAGCUGUCAAUUCCGAAUUUAAAUAUUUACAAAAGUUAAUAUAAUGAAGUUUAAUUAAAUAUUAAUGAGGAUGUUAAUGAAGUUAUAUAAAACAUCAAUUCAAUAUUUCAAGAUAUAAAAGACAAAAACACAAUGUAAAACUAAAGUAAGGUUAGGAUUAUUUUUGUAUUAUGUAGAAUAAUGCAUUAUAAGGAAAUAUAUAUAUUUUAUAGGUUUUGGUGAACUUAUUGUAGGUUGUAUCUUGAAACGUCCAUUUCAUUGAUGUCAUUGCAUUUAUUAUAUAGUGGUACAUUAUAUGUAAGUAUUAUAUAUGCAUAUUAGUGUUUUCAGUAUUUUUAUAUUUGUUUCGUAUUGACAACCAUGAAAAAUUAAACAUUCAAAUGUAAAUAAAACCAACCAUGACGUAAGUGAAUACGUUACAAUGCUUGUUUGAUGAAUUACUAUGAAUUGAAAAAAUCUUCAUUUCAUCUUAAUGAAGAAUUCUGGAUUUUAGUUUAAGGUUUUUAUGGGUUUGUGCCAUAAGUUUUUCAAAGCUUUAGUGUGCUGUUUUUGUUUUUCUUCAAACUAAUAAUUUUUGUAUCACUUCCGCAUUUGAACUUUGUACUUCUAAUAUUCUGUGUCAGUUUGUAAUUUUAAUGUUAGAACAUUUUGAUGUAUUUCUGAUUGAAAUCUAUUUUUAUAUUUUUCUAUCCCCUACAUGUAAGGGCUGUCCAGAAAGUAAGAAAUUUUGAAAUAAAAAACUAACAAAGUUAAAAAUUGUUAUUAUUUACAUUUUGAAGGUAAACUUUUAGGCUAUUUUUGUAUAUAAUCGUCAUUUAAAUUAAGACAUUUAUCAUAAUGUAAUGUGGUACAUGCUUUUCAAUACCUCUCUGUAGAAAUCCGCCGCCUGCGAGUUCUGGUUUACAACAGCAUACAGUUUGGCGUUGGAAUCGUUGUGUAGCGAGCCAUCACUGGGAACAGGUGGUAGUCACUCGGGGCUAAAUCCGGGCUGUACGGCGGAUGAUUGAAAAGAUCCCAUCCAAGAGCUCUUGGAUACGAUUGGCCACGUGUGAAUGAGCGUUGUCGAGAAGAAACGAACUUUCAUGCAGAGUUUCUGAGUGUUUGAUAAUACCUCUCUAAGUUGACAGUUUGGCCACAUUAAAGAAAAUAAACAAAAAUCACACCCUGAGCGUCCCUAAACACAGUAGUCAUGAUUUUUCUUGCUGACAGCAUUUGAAUUUUUGAACUAUAACUUGUUGACGUUGUUAUACACUAUUGUUGUGUCCUAACAAUAAAUGAUUUGAUUUGAAUAUUCCCUCGGUUUCUUGGGCAAAUGCGUGUCCCUAUUCCAUCAACUGCCAUUUUGUUUUACACUUGACGUGCUUUACCCAAGUCUAUUCACCGGUUACAAUACGAUCGAUGACUUUGUUUCCACUUUUGUUGUAGUCUUCCAAAAAUGUCAGUGCUGCAGCAAGUCUGUUUUUUGUGGUCUUCUGUUAAAAUUUUCGGAAUCCACCUGGCUCAAAAUUUUUGGUAACCAAGUUUACCAACCACAAUUUCAUUAAUUAAACUCCAUGACAUUUAGAGGAAAUGUUCUGAGAGGAUUGUUUUAUUGAUUUUUGCCACCGAUUCAACACUCACAAAACUAGGCCUACCACUGCGAUGCUCAUCGCUAACACUGGUUUGUCCAUUUUUUAAAUCAAUCCACUCAUUAAAAUUGUGGCUUUCACUCAUUAUUCCUUGACUGUACACAUCACAAAUGUGGAUAAAUUUCAAAUGGUUUGUAAUUUUUUUACCAACAAUAACGUUAUCGCAGAUCGCACUUCGCAACUGGUGGGAUUUAAAAUUCCAGCACUCCACUGUAUACAACUACAGUAGGCACGAUGUACAAUCUACCACGGCUGGUUGCGUACUGAGUGUAAACACUUUGACGUCAAGAUGGUGGUGCUAGUCCCACCCAUUGCCGUGCCAUGUCAAAAUGUAUGUUACUUUCUGGAUAGCCCAAUUAUUACAUAGCAAGGUAAACCAUAUCAUAAGUAUUUACAAUUAUGAGAACGUUCUCUUUAAAGAUGUGUAUAUUUUUCUUAGUAGUUGCGUAAGUUUUGAUAUGACAAACGACUGAUGAAAUCUGAUGAGUGUAGAUAUAGGAGACACAACUUUGUACUAAUAUACAUGUAGGUAAAACUGUUAUGAAAUAUACUAUUUUGUUAUUGCUUAAUUGGAGAUGAUUAAUUUUUAUUAUCUUUAUUACUUUGUACUUUAACUGACACAAUCACUUGCAUAUUAUUGAUUUGAUGUUAUUUUUCUAAUUUUGUAUGGAGAAAUUAUAAAUUUUAUUUAUAGCAU
This is a messenger RNA of Homalodisca vitripennis (glassy-winged sharpshooter), 9514 nucleotides long. Its product is annotated as putative sodium-coupled neutral amino acid transporter 10. Gene Ontology annotation, biological process: amino acid transmembrane transport. Gene Ontology annotation, molecular function: amino acid transmembrane transporter activity. The coding region runs from base 203 to 2923 and encodes 906 amino acids. The record is from RefSeq and is a predicted model, not a curated record. NCBI's taxonomy places the organism in Eukaryota, Metazoa, Arthropoda, Insecta, Hemiptera, Cicadellidae. The transcript has 11 exons.